GCCGGGCCGACAGUUUCGGGGGAAAAAGCAAAAGGCGGGCGCAAGGCUGCCUCCCGAGGCUCGCCUUGCUUGCAGUUCCUCCCGCUUUGCUGAGUUUGGAGUCUCCACCUCCAGCACAGGAUGUGGUGCCGCAGGUUGUCCCACCUACAAAGCGGGAUCCAGGACCUGCUGAGGGGAAGAGUCAUAUGUUGGGCACUUCAACAGCCCAGCUUCAAUAGCUUAUUUCCAUUAGCCAUCCAUUGGCACCAUACAGCCUCUAAGUGUCUGAAUUGUGCUUGGCGGCAACAUGAAGAUCAUUUUGAACUGCAAUAUGCUAACACUGUGAUGCGCUUUGAUUAUGUCUGGCUUCGAGACCACUGCCGCUCGGCAUCUUGCUACAACUCUAAGACUCACCAGCGCAGCCUGGACACUGCCAGUGUGGAUUUAGGUAUCAAGCCAAAGACUAUUCGUCUGGAUGAAACCACACUCUUUUUCACUUGGCCAGAUGGUCAUAUGACUAGAUAUGAUUUGGAUUGGCUGGUGAAAAACAGCUACGAAGGGCAGAAACAAAAGGUCAUUCAGCCUAGAAUUUUAUGGAAUGCUGAAAUCUACCAGCAAGCCCAAGUUCCAUCUGUAGAUUUCCAGAGCUUCUUAGAAACCAAUGAGGGACUGAAGAACUUUCUGCAGAACUUUCUGCUCUAUGGAAUUGCAUUUGUAGAAAAUGUCCCUCCCACUCAAGAGCACACAGAGAAAUUGGCAGAAAGGAUCAGCUUGAUCAGAGAAACCAUCUAUGGGAGGAUGUGGUAUUUCACUUCAGACUUCUCCAGGGGUGACACUGCAUACACCAAGCUAGCUCUGGAUCGACACACUGACACUACCUAUUUUCAAGAGCCCUGUGGCAUUCAAGUGUUUCACUGUCUUAAGCAUGAAGGAACAGGUGGCAGGACACUGCUAGUAGAUGGAUUCUAUGCAGCAGAACAGGUACUUCAAAAGGCGCCUGAGGAAUUUGAACUCCUCAGCAAAGUGCCAUUGAAGCAUGAAUAUAUUGAAAAUGUUGGAGAAUGUCACAACCACAUGAUUGGGGUUGGGCCAGUCUUAAAUAUCUACCCAUGGAAUAAAGAGCUCUAUUUGAUCAGGUACAACAACUAUGACCGGGCUGUCAUCAAUACCGUACCUUAUGAUGUUGUCCAUCGUUGGUAUACAGCACAUCGGACCCUAACAAUAGAGUUGAGGAGACCUGAGAAUGAGUUUUGGGUCAAACUAAAGCCUGGCAGGGUCCUAUUUAUAGACAACUGGCGUGUCCUACAUGGCAGGGAAUCCUUCACUGGCUACCGCCAACUCUGUGGCUGCUAUUUAACAAGGGAUGACGUAUUAAACACUGCUCGUCUCUUGGGGCUUCAGGCUUAAAAUUGACAGCAUUGCGAUUAUGAACACACCUGGCACCCUGGCUACAGAAUUUCAUAUCAGCGGAAUAAUGUUGUAUCAAAAUGUACUUCAAAUUGUCUCUUUACCCCAUCACACAAAACAGAAGCAUCCUCUUACUCUAGUAGGAGAAACCUGUUGGAAAGUGGCCUCUAGUGUGGUAGCUCUCUUCUCCAAGUUAUAACAUGGGCUCAUUUGUUUUUUAGACCUUUUGAUAUAGUUUUGGUCAAUCUAAUUCAGAAAUAUAAUCUCCACAUGGAUAGGGAAACAAUAAUAGUCACUAGGUAAAAACUUGUUGCAACUAGAUCAGUUAGAAAGAAAUGCAUUCUAGGAUUCACAAAAUUUUUGGUCUUACGACACCUUAACACUCUUAAAAGUUAUUGAGGACUCCAAAGAGGUCUUAAGUGUGGGUUA
This is a messenger RNA of Diceros bicornis minor, 1815 nucleotides long. RefSeq names its product trimethyllysine hydroxylase, epsilon (gene TMLHE). The record is from RefSeq and is a predicted model, not a curated record. The transcript has 8 exons. NCBI's taxonomy places the organism in Eukaryota, Metazoa, Chordata, Mammalia, Perissodactyla, Rhinocerotidae. Gene Ontology annotation, molecular function: iron ion binding; trimethyllysine dioxygenase activity. Bases 121 to 1386 code for a protein of 421 amino acids. Gene Ontology annotation, biological process: carnitine biosynthetic process. Gene Ontology annotation, cellular component: mitochondrion.